AUGACUGGUAGUACACCAACACUAUUCGCACCAAUUAUGAGUGAAACUGUUAUCCGGGAUGCUGUGGUAGAUCAGUCUUAUCUUGCCACCUCAUCUCAUCAGUAUUUACAGUUUAACGGAUCAUUAUCCGAAAUUCACGAUCAUCCUAAAUCUGAAAUUUCUGGCAGUCGAAAAAGUUGCCGUAAUCGAAUUAAUAUUUUGCAUUUACUACGUCGACAAUUGACCAAAAUUGCAUCACAUAAUUUUUAUGCAACACAACAACGAAAUAAGCAAUCGAAAAUACGCCAUAGCAUAAGUGAUGAUAAUGAAAUGAAGCAAAUGUUAAAAUGUAAUGGUUCGGAUGAUGCUAAUUUAUAUCAUCAUAACGAAAAUAAUUCUGACCGAUCUGAAAAAGUGUAUCAUGAUCGCGAAAACGACGAAAGCAAUCGUUUUCAAUCGACACCAGCUGUUUAUCAGGAUCCGUACUGUGCAGUAGCUGUUGAUCGAAAAGUUCACAUUUAUGGAUAUUAUGUACAGAGCGAUCAGUUUAUCAAUUCAAAUUGUUACUAUAACACGCAAAGCACAAGAACUGUUUAUACAAAUGAUAUUGGCGCAGUUUUUCAUACUGAUAAUGAAGGACAAUUAACGGGCAACAUUUGCCGAUCAUGGGGACUUUCGCGGAAUUCCGUUUGGUGGGCGGCUGAUCCACAAAGAAGCGAUCCCGGAAAAAAGAUGUGCUUGGUUGCUUUACAGUUGAAAGACCAUCCAAUUCUAAUCGGUUUUACCGUUAUCAAAUUGGCCGCUUUCAUAAAUGCCCUAAAAAUCUGUGGUCUUAACGAGGAUUGCGAAUUCAUUUCUUCAUUACCCACAAUAAUAGAAUCCAGUGUUUCAGGAAUCAGUGAAAGGUCUAAAAUGUUACUGCAGCAUCAAACUCAGACUAUCGGUUUUGCUGCUUUCCAGGACAAUAUGGACGAGAAUUCCAAACGAAUGCUUGAACCGGUGCCCAUCAUUAAACUACACAAUUUAAAACAGGUAUCGAGGCCGGUAACCGAAAUGGGUAUCGGGGCCCAAAGGCGAGUAGAGAAUCAAAGAUAUAAAGGUGGAAGGUUCAGUUUGACGGAGAAAAUCCGAGACAAUGCAAAAAAUGCAGAGCUUGCAAAAGCUUAG
This is a messenger RNA of Cercopithifilaria johnstoni, 1146 nucleotides long. NCBI's taxonomy places the organism in Eukaryota, Metazoa, Nematoda, Chromadorea, Rhabditida, Onchocercidae. The record is from the annotation of a GenBank genome assembly.